Messenger RNA from Somion occarium, 643 nucleotides. Lineage: Eukaryota; Fungi; Basidiomycota; Agaricomycetes; Polyporales; Cerrenaceae. The record is from the annotation of a GenBank genome assembly.
GAGCGUCUCUGGCGUCAGACGCCAAACGUAGACGUGGAACUACUACCGCCACCACAGGCACAGUUGCAUUCUUGGUUUCCCACUGACCACUACCUCAUCGAAUGUGAACUACACUCCCUGCUGGACCAGGAGAAUCUUACAAUGUCGCAACGGUACCGAGUAAAUACUAGCCAGAAUCGUUCAGCACUCCUUGGUGACUAUUAUAAUACCCCGCCUUCUUCAGGACGUUCGUCACCAUUUCGAGGAGCCUUUGGUCAGCAGAGUAGUUCGCAUCGGUUCGCGGAUGACCUCGAAGGUCAGAAUGAUGAACACUUGGAGGGGUUGACUGCGAAAGUGAAGAUGUUGAAAGAUAUUACAAUUGGAAUUGGGAACGAAGUCAGGGAAUCUACCAUUCAGCUCAGUCAUAUGAACGAUGCUUUUGCGGAGACCUCGGGUAUUCUCUCAGGCACAUUUCGCAGACUGAACAACAUGGCUUCGCGGCAGGGUUGUCGGUGGCUAUGGUACAUUCUCUUUCUCAUCGUUGUCUUCUGGUUCUUCAUCAUUGUAUGGUGGUUUCGGCGAUAAUCCUACAUGUGCUAUGCAUCGGACAUGGGUUCAGGUUGGAUGCAAUCACCUCAGCAGCGAAUAAGGGGUUCCUCGUGUA